AUGGCCCCCUCUCCCGGAGUUCUCCUCUCCGUCGUGGGCCUCUUGCUUAUGGGGCGGGGCUGGACAGACAACGAAGCCGCUUGGGCGCCCCGGGCCCCUGCGCCUACUUCUCCGACCUGGGCAUGGGGCGUUCAUCGUCAGAGUCUGCCAGCCCCCAUUGGGCGACGUACCCGCCGCCGAUUGACCACAGCCUUGAACACCAUGUGGGCGGGGCGGGUGCUUGGAUCUCCUGCUUGGAAACGGCCUCUCCGCCGAACUUGGGGCUACCGUGGUGUUCGGGUGGGUGAGGCUCGGCAUCCUGGCCCUUCUGCACCCGGCUCACCGCUUCAUCCGGCCAUCCAACGUUGCCGCGCACACAGCCCUGACAGUGGCGGCGACAGGCACCCUCUCCGACGCCGGGUUGCCGAGCCAGGGGUCGCUGUCCGCUGCUUUUGCCCUGUUCCCGGCUGCGGCCACGGAGAUGCUAUGCGGGCUGCCGGCUGGGCCUCCCACGAAGGCAUGCGUCACCACUUGGAUGACCACUGCUCUGGCACGCUGACUGGGGCUGUACCGGCGGAAUAUCUCCAGGCCCACCGGCUUGACUUGUGCUCGGUCUGCGGGCUCCUUGUUGGCCGCCGAUACAACGGACCCAGGCCUCCCAGCUUCAGCACCAUCAUGGGCCACACCGCGCCCACGUUGCGACAUGUCCCCCAUGUCGCCCGGGCGGCCUGGGCCCAAUGCCUUGCUCGUGCCGUGGCUGCGGCGGCUACUACCAACACAGGGCCUGCCUGGCAAGAGUUGCUUAUGCUGCCUAAAGCUGUUCUUGCAGCUCCUCUGCGAGGCGGCGGAGGGCACCACAAGCAAGCGGCGCUCUCCACACUCAGACGUUGCCAGCGGUGGCUGGCUGGCGAACGCAUGGAGCUGUGGGAUGAGUUAGUGCAGCCCCGGCCGGCACGCGCCAGAGCUGAUGGCGUGGAAUUGGCUGCCCAGCAUACACGCUGCUGCGCACUGGCGGCAGAAGGCGAAUUGUCUCGAGCAUGCGCUGCUUUGACGGAGCCUCCUCCACUGCCACCUUCACGGGCAACAUUGGAAGCUUUAGCCGCCCAACACCCCCAGGCUGCUCCUCCGGACGUGGCUCAGCUUGGGCCGGCCCGUCCGGCCGCAGUGCCUGAAGUGACCAAAGAGAACGUUGUCCGGGCAGUGCGCAGCUUUUCCCGAGCUUCGGCUCCUGGACCCUCCGGCCUCCGGGCAGACCAUCUGCAGGAAACGCUGUCCACCGCUCACGGCGAUGAGGUGGCUUCCCACCUGGUUGCUUUGUGUCAGCUGCUAGCGCGUGGAGAGCCUGCGCUUGUGGCCCCCCACUUAGCCGGCGCACGCCUUCACGCCCUCCCCAAGAAACAGGGCGGCGUACGCCCCAUUGCAGUUGGUGAGACUCUGCGUCGCUUGGUGAGCAAGGCGCUUUGCCAAGCUGUGCGGGAGGACGCUGUCAACCACUUUUGCCCCUUGCAGGUUGGGGUCGGGGCACGCAUGGGAGCAGCUUUCGACCUGCUUGGGGCCCCUAUUGGGGACAGUGAGUACUGCACCCAAGCCACUCUUUCCGACAAGGUGCAGAAAGCUGGGAAGGUUUUGGACGCGUUGGGCGAGCUUGACAACCCACAAGUCAGUUUGCAAUUGCUGCGGCACUGCGCGUCCUUCACCAAGCUUGUGCACAACAUGCGCACCACCCCCGCUGGGCUCCACAGUGCAGCACUGGCGGCCUUCGAUGGAAAAGCGCGCGCCUGCCUCGAAUCCAUUGGCUGCUUCCCAGUUCCAGACCGGAUCUGGCAACAAGCGACUUUGGGCGUUAAGCACGGGGGGCUGGGCCUUCGACAAUGCGCCGUUCAUGCUACAGCUGCUUACCUUGCUUCUGUGGCUACCACGCAAGAAGCAUGUCGAGGUUUAGAUGGGCGGUACAACCCGGACUGGCCAACUUCCUCUGCGACUGCUGCAACCUACAAUGCAGUUGUCCUGGAAGCGGAUCGCUUCCGUGGUGACCAAGCCCAUCGCCAGCAAGCCCUCUCAGCUGCUUUAGACAAAGCGCAACUGGCGCAGCUGCUGGUGACUGCAGAGGACGCCAGUGGCCGAGCCCACCUUCAACUACUCCAGCAGCCGGCAGCGGGGGCAUGGCUGUUGGCCCGCCCAUCUCCGGCCCUUGGCCUUGACUUGGUUGAAAAGAUGGGGCUUUUGCCGGAACGACCCGAGGAACUUGGAGCUAGUGAGGUCGGCCGGCCCUCCGUUUCCCAGCGAAGACCUGCAGAUGUGUACUUACCCAACUGGGGGGCCUAUGGACCUGCCGCCAUGGACCUUGCAGCCACCAGUGGUAUGCGGGGCUCAGUGUUGGCCACCUCUGCUGGCGACGGGGCUUCGGCAGCUGCAAACUACGAGAUCCGAAAAAAGAUCCACCACAAUACUGCCCAGCUGUGUGCUGGACAAGGCUUACAGUUCAUCCCGCUGGUGGUUGAAGCCUGCGGCGGCGGGUGGGGCCCGACCGCCGUUGCCACCUUCCGAAAACUGGGCGCUUUGCACGCUUCUCGACUUGGGAUGUCUGCGAGUGAUGGGGCCGAACAACUUUUCCAAGCUUUGUCUGUUGCCCUGCAACGUGAGAACGCGCGGGCCGUCCUCCGACGGCUCGCUGAGUCCUCUGACAGUGUGCCAUCCUUGGCCGAGCCUUGA
Messenger RNA from Cladocopium goreaui, 2691 nucleotides. The record is from the annotation of a GenBank genome assembly. Lineage: Eukaryota; Dinophyceae; Suessiales; Symbiodiniaceae.